Auanema sp. JU1783 is the source of this 285-nucleotide messenger RNA. NCBI's taxonomy places the organism in Eukaryota, Metazoa, Nematoda, Chromadorea, Rhabditida, Rhabditidae. The record is from the annotation of a GenBank genome assembly.
AUGAGCUCCAAUCAAGAAGUUUAUCCAGCAAUUCGACCGAUAUGUUUCUGGACUGCUAGUGAUGUAGAUGAUUGGUUAAGAAAACGAAAACCAAAAUUAGCUUUGAAGUAUUCUUUAUUCUUUCUAAGACAUAACAUAUCAGGUCGUGUACUCGUAGAUAUUACGGAUGAAGAUCUCGAGGAAAUAGGUAUUGCUUCUUAUGAUGAAAGACAAGAAAUAUUACUGGAAGUAAAAAAUGAAAAGCUAUAUAGUGAUUUAGAUGAAUUGACAAAGCUACGAGGAUAG